This is a messenger RNA of Neoarius graeffei (lesser salmon catfish), 1933 nucleotides long. Its product is annotated as cytochrome P450 2J2-like. Gene Ontology annotation, cellular component: intracellular membrane-bounded organelle; cytoplasm. The transcript has 10 exons. Gene Ontology annotation, biological process: xenobiotic metabolic process. The record is from RefSeq and is a predicted model, not a curated record. Lineage: Eukaryota; Metazoa; Chordata; Actinopteri; Siluriformes; Ariidae. Gene Ontology annotation, molecular function: heme binding; iron ion binding; oxidoreductase activity, acting on paired donors, with incorporation or reduction of molecular oxygen, reduced flavin or flavoprotein as one donor, and incorporation of one atom of oxygen. The coding region runs from base 43 to 1626 and encodes 527 amino acids.
UUUAAAUCCGGGAACCAAAAAUUUACUCUUGGUUUAAGCCCAAUGGGGAAAUCCAGCAACGGGUCGAGAGUUCAAACAAACAGACAAAGGACAGAAACCUUCGCACACAGAGCAGACCUACCAGCAGAAGCCUCACACACCACAGCAAUGCUCUUACACUACUUAGAGGAAUACCUUGAUUUAAAGAGCUGGCUUAUAGGAGUUUUUCUUUUCCUACUACUUCUUGAUAUCAUCAGAAAUAAAAAUCCAUCUAAUUUUCCACCAGGACCAUGGUACCUACCUUUUGUGGGAAACAUUUUCAUGCAGCGUGACAUCAAAACAAUCGACAAGCUUGUCGAGAAAUAUGGAGAUGUUUUCAGCCUGCAUUGGGGCAGUGAGAAAACUGUGUUUAUCUCUGGACAUAACAUGGUGAAGGAAGCUCUCGUUACUCAGCUGGACAGCUUUGCAGACCGUCCUGUUAUCCCUCUCUUUCACAAAAUCUUUAAGGGACUAGGUGUAGUUUUCAGUAAUGGGUACCUGUGGAAAAACCAGAGGAAGUUUGUCCUCACAAACUUACGCCACUUUGGUGAAGGGAAGAAGACCCUAGAGCUGAGUAUCCAGCAGGAGAGCAUUUUUCUGUGUGAUGCUUUUAAAGCAGAACAGAGUCCUUUUGAUCCUCAGUUUUUCCUGAACAACGCAGUGUCAAACAUCAUCUCUGCAUUAGUUUUUGGUCACCGCUUUGAAUAUCAUGAUGAAAAUUUCCAGAAUAUCUUGCGUUUGGAUACUGAAGCUAUUGCUCUUUCUGGUUCUACACGAUCUCAGCUGUAUAAUGCCUUCCCUCGCCUCUUUGAAUACCUUCCUGGCCCUCAUCAGAAGAUUUUUGCCAACUAUGUGAAAAUAAUAGAGUUUGUAAAAGAAGAACUGAGAAAACACCAGGAGGACUGGGAUCCCUCAAAUCCUCGGGAUUACAUAGACAAUUUCCUUCUAGAAAUGGAGAAGAAAAAGAGUGAUCCUGCAGCUGGAUUUAACACUGAUACAUUAUUACUUACAAUGCUGGACAUAUUUGAAGCAGGGACAGAAACCACAUCCACUACAAUACGCUGGGGUCUUCUCUUCAUGAUGAAGUACCCUGAGAUACAGAAAAAGGUGCAGGCAGAGAUAGACGAAGUGAUUGGGCAGUCACGCCAGGCCAGCAUGGCAGACAAACCCAACAUGCCCUACACUGAAGCUGUUAUUCAUGAGAUUCAAAGGAUGGGCAACAUUGCGCCUCUGGGUAUCCCCAAGAUGGCCUCUAAAGAUACAGUACUGGGUGGAUUCUUCAUACCAAAGGGUACGUCUAUGACUACAAACCUGUCAUCUGUGCUGAAAGACAAAAACGUAUGGGAAACACCAGACACGUUUAAUCCAGGACACUUUCUGGAUGAUCAAGGCCAGUUUCUGAAGAAGGAUGCUUUCAUGUCCUUUUCAGCAGGUAAGAGAGCAUGUGUGGGGGAGCAGCUGGCUCGUAUGGAGCUCUUCCUGUUCUUCACCUCUCUACUGCAGUGCUUUACAUUCUCCCCUUGUCCUGGACCUGAGCUAAGCUUGGAGGGCCAGCUGGGCUUCAUAAAUGCACCCAAACCCUACCGCAUGUGUGUGACCCCACGCUAAGAGUCCAGACACAUUUAUGUAUGUUUUUAAGCUAGCUGAUGUAUGAAAUCAUAUCCUGACCCCAUGAUCGGAUUCUGAUCGGAUGAUCGGAUUCUGGCUAAGGAGGCGGUCGAGGAGAUACAAGCGGCUGUGCACAGGGUUGAGUCUGCGUCGCCGGAUGCGUUUGUGGAAUGUCUGGGGAUUUUAACCACUGCGCUGUGAAAAUAAGUGGGUCAUACUACUACCAACACGUCAAGUGCAACACACGGGGACAAACCAUAUUGGACCACUGUUACUCAAAGGUCAAGGACGCAUACAGAUCCAGAAG